Messenger RNA from Xiphias gladius (swordfish), 3141 nucleotides. RefSeq names its product voltage-dependent L-type calcium channel subunit beta-4-like. The record is from RefSeq and is a predicted model, not a curated record. Gene Ontology annotation, molecular function: high voltage-gated calcium channel activity. The annotation marks the transcript as partial. NCBI's taxonomy places the organism in Eukaryota, Metazoa, Chordata, Actinopteri, Istiophoriformes, Xiphiidae. Gene Ontology annotation, biological process: chemical synaptic transmission; neuromuscular junction development; regulation of voltage-gated calcium channel activity. Gene Ontology annotation, cellular component: voltage-gated calcium channel complex. The transcript is spliced from 5 exons.
UUUUGCAGGAUAUCUAUCACACGUGUCACGGCAGAUAUAUCAUUAGCUAAGCGGUCUGUUCUCAACAACCCCAGUAAGAGGGCCAUCAUUGAAAGAUCCAACACUCGCUCCAGUUUAGCUGAGGUUCAAAGUGAGAUUGAGAGGAUCUUUGAGUUGGCCCGCUCCCUGCAGCUGGUGGUGCUGGAUGCUGACACCAUCAACCACCCAGCCCAGCUCCUCAAAACCUCCCUGGCCCCCAUCAUCGUCCAUGUUAAGGUCUCCUCGCCAAAGGUCCUGCAGAGGCUAGUUAAGUCCAGAGGAAAGUCCCAGAGCAAACACCUGAAUGUCCAGCUUGUGGCGGCAGACAAAUUGGCCCAGUGUCCUCCGGAAAUGUUUGACAUCAUCCUGGACGAGAACCAGCUGGAGGACGCUUGCGAGCAUCUCGCGGAAUACCUCGAGGCCUACUGGAAAGCAACCCAUACCUCGAUGGCAACACCCCUAAACCCCCUGCUGGGACGCAAUCUGGGCCCCACCACCCUCACCCCCUACCCCACCAGCAUCUCUGGACUGCAGCAGAGUCAAAGAAUGCGACAGAGCAACCACACGGGAGAUCACUCUACCCCGAACGAACGACGCAACCUGAUGACAUCAGACGAAAAUUACCACAACGAGCGGGCACACAAGGGACGCAACCGCAUGUCGUCUGGCUCGCAGCAUAGCCGAGAGCAGCAGGACCCCUACCAGGACUACCAGGACCCCUAUCAGGAUGCCUACAAGCCACAUCGCAAUCGCAGUUCACCGGGCAGCUACAGCCAUGACUCCCGGCACCGGCUCUGAGCCCACUUCUAUCACCACCGGGGCCCAAAAGGGCCAGAUUCCACCCAAAAUAAACGCUGCAACAGAGCCAAGAAGGUCCCAAAUUGUACCUUUUUGUUUUGGUUUGCAUCCAUUUGUUUUGUCUGCCUGGGUAUUUUUCUCUUUCAAAGUCAAACAAAGUCACGUUCAGGUGUUUGUUUUGAAUCAAGCUGCCAGGGCAACCCCGUCAAUCAACAGCGCGAGUAGUCAGGAGGUUCAGGGUACCAACAUUAACUCAUGCUGUAAAAUGAAUUCCUUUAUUUUAUGUUACUGGGACCUUUCGGGAUUGUACUAACACGAUGCUCAGCACAAGUGCGGCGCAGAUUGCGCUUGUUGCCUGUGUCGGCAAGCUAAUUAUGGAUAGUGGUCAGAUGGCGAUGGUGUAUGGGCUUCUAAGUGCCUGGGACAUCGCAGCAGGUCGGAGGGAGGUCCACUGCACACAGACUGCUGAAGGCUGCUGACCCAUAUCCUGGGCCAUGUAUAAAUCCUCUCACCAUUUAGCUUAUUGCAUGCUGAUAGAUGAUCAACCCUCCGCAUCCACUUCAUUGAUAUUUUGUACCUAGCAUUCUGGAUUCUCCCAUGACGAGGUGUAGAUCGGGAGGUCCAAUUUUCUAAAUCACCUGAUCGUGGAUAGGCGGUAGGUGCUGGGUUUGUGGUGGGGCAUGCAGAUGAUAUCUGGCUGCUAGUUUGAAAACUGGUGCUUCACAUUCCCAAACUAUUUUGCUAUUUGAAAGUCACUUUGAGCAAGGCCAGCUUUUCUGUAGCAUAGCUUUAGUAUUUCAUUUGGGUGAAGACCCUCACCGUCAUAAGCAGAGCGGGUUCUGAUGGUGCUGGGGUCAGAUCUCAGUUACACUGUAGGGGAUAGCAAUAUUGCUUCUGUUCUAAACAGCAAGCACUUAGAGAGUUAGAGAAGGAAAGAGCUGUGACAGUCCGUCGGAUAGUAUAGUGAAAUACAAUAGCAAAUUACUACUUGAGAUAUAGUUGAUGUUGUUGAGAUGUGGACCAGCAUAAAAACAAAUGCUGUGAAACCUUUUGAGCAGUUCGGGAUGUUCUGUCUGAUAUUCUUGCCCCUGCCAACAUGAAUAAUUAGAUUGGAAAUUGUUUUUUUUUUUUUUCUUUCUUUUUUUUCUUUUGUUUGUUAGACCUAAAGGAGCAUCUGCUGCUGAAGCUACAGGUUGUUUGGCAUUUACUAGCAAUGAAAUCAAAGUUCCUCAGAGGUGAAAACAAACAUACAGACGUUGGUUACCAAGUCACGAAAUUGGUGAAUCGCUAUCAAAGUUCCUUCUGUUGGUUUUAGGGGAUUAAAGCAUUAAAAAUGUGACAUGGCAGGAUUGGUUGCAUCAUGUUCAUUCUCUGUGUAGCUGGCAUGUUGUCCUGACUGCAGAGCAUGUUCCCUCCAAACGUAAAAUAGAACCCUACUGUAAUCAAGUUGAUGUUUGUAGAAGUAUAGGGCACCUUUCACCAAAAGAAGAAGAAAAAAGGUGAGAAAAAAAAAGAAAAAGAUGACCCAAAUAGCAGAUGAAUGAAAUCUCUGGAACCCUGAGGUUUGUUACUAAAUACACUGAAAAGGCACACCGCAAACUUAAGGUGUUGGUUUAUGUCAUUCAGAGAGGGUUUCGGUGGAUUGCAUGACUCAUGUGAGGGGGCAUCACGAUGAUAAUAGCCUCUGUUAAUUCAGAAUUUUGUUAUAUGGUGGAAAGUGCACUGAAGAAACUGUCAAACAGUGAUAUAGCCCCCAGCCCUCACAAAAGAAAAGAAAAAACUGUUGAGCAAUUGUUUACCUAACAAACAUGGUGCUUGAGUGAAAGCAGAGAGCUGCUGUGGUUUCUGAUAAUGAUAUUAAGGUUUGUUAUCAUUAUCAUAGUACACUGUACAAAUAUUAUUCUUUUAAGAUAUCAAACUGUCUUAUGAUUAUGACUCAACUAUCUUCUUUUCAGAUAACAAACAGCAGUAGCUAAUCAAUUUUAAGCCUGAAAACAGUCUAUAAAUUCAUACUUUCUGCUAAACAGAAGAAUAAAUUGAACUAGAAGUCAGUUUUUUUUUUUUUCUUCUUGUGAUCACAACUUAAAUGUCUUGUCUGUGUCGUUCCACUUAUCACUGAGAGAAUGAGGGCAUCAGGAAAAAUGAAGCACCGUCAUGUUAUCUUGAAACUAUGAGAUAGUUGAGUCGUUAUCUGGGAGAACUGUUAGAACAAAAUUUAGUAUCUCAACAGUUUGUAGUAUAAAGAUAACAAGAUAAUAAGGCUUAUAAAAUUUUGGCUGCUCUGAGACUCCAUAGCCUUGGCAGGCUGAGGAAAAUAGGGAUAUG